This is a messenger RNA of Sphenostylis stenocarpa, 714 nucleotides long. Lineage: Eukaryota; Viridiplantae; Streptophyta; Magnoliopsida; Fabales; Fabaceae. The record is from the annotation of a GenBank genome assembly.
AUGGUGAAAACCACUUACUCCAAUAAAAGUGGACUUAAGAAAGGAACAUGGACACCAGAGGAAGACAAAAAAUUGAUUGCUUAUGUUACCAGAUAUGGUCACUGGAAUUGGAAGCUACUCCCCAAGUUUGCAGGUCUUGAGAGGUGUGGAAAAAGUUGCAGGUUAAGGUGGCUGAAUUACUUGAGGCCAAAUAUAAAAAGAGGGAACUACACUACGGAAGAAGAUGAGACUAUUAUACACCUUAUCCAAAGUAUCGGUAACAGAUGGUCUAUCAUUGCUGCUAAGCUACCAGGAAGAACAGACAAUGAAAUAAAGAAUUAUUGGCACACCAAUCUCAAGAAACGAUGUCAACAUCUCAAACCUAAAGUUUCUAACUCAAAGAAUCAAUCACCAACUGAACAAGAACCAAAGCCAAACAAUAAUAUUUCACCCUCUUCUCAAUCCACCGAUUCAUGUGCAUCAUCAACAUUUCCAUCCCAAUUCUCUAUAAAUACUGAUACCAGAAAAAAGAUGUUUGAUAUUAUUCCUGAGGAUGAUGAUUUUUCUUUGGUGGAUGCAUACCAACUAGAGCCUGUGAACCAAAACUUCUGGUUGGAACCAUAUAUGGUUGACAUAUGGGGCAUUCAUUGUGAUAUAUUGGUGCCUGAACACGAUUACAUCAGCCCUGUUUCUGACAUAGAACUUUGGAGUCACUGUAAUGAAUACUUUGCUUAA